Molecule: messenger RNA, 828 nt
Organism: Prorocentrum cordatum
Lineage: Eukaryota; Dinophyceae; Prorocentrales; Prorocentraceae
Source: the annotation of a GenBank genome assembly
AUGAUUGACGUGGUCAGCGGCGUGGGUGGAGGAGCUGAGCUGGACCUCCUCGAGAUUCGCUUCCUGGAGCUGGUCGACGUCGUCGACUACUUCGUAGUGGCCGAGUCGGCAUUCAAUUUCCGUGGCGAUACCAAGCCUCGCUUGUUCGACAAAAACAAAGGUCGGUUCGAGGCGUUCCUACCCCGCAUUGUUUACCUAGAUCUUGACGCUUGCAGGCCUUACCGCUCUGCCGUGGACAAGUUUCGACGGAAGUCUCCAGACCAGAAGCAGCAGAAUGUGUGGGACAUCCAAUCGGCCCAGCGGAACUGCAUUUGGACGUUGCUGAAGCGCCACAAGAACAUCAGCAGUGACACUCUCGUGAUCCACACAGACCUGGACGAAAUUCCAACUGCGGAGGCCAUGUGGUCCCUGAGGAAUUGCAAGUGGUCCGAUCCAGGUCCAACAGUAAAAUACCACGACAUUGUCCAGUUGCACCUGCUGGCGCUUUUGUACAACCUGCGAACGUUACAGAGUGUCCCCAGCGACAAUUGGGUCCAGGGCACGGUCCGAAAGUUCAGCAGAAUAACUGUCAACCCGUUGUAUUGGAGCGAGGACUAUAGUCGAAGCUGCUGCGCGGCCUGCAGCUCCGCCGGCCUCUGCAGGGCCCUCUGGCAGCUCGGUGACCUCCUCCGCGACGUCGGAGUGGAUGCCGCUGCCGCUGGACUCCACGGCUUUGCCCGCGACGUGGUCGCGCUGCUGCUGUUGCUGGUCACGCCGCAGCUCGUGGAGCCGCGAACUACAAGUUUAUCCAGCACGGUGAAGGUGGUGGUCUUCCCGCCCCUGUACUGA